UCGGCCUUAAUGAGGCAUGUAGGUGUCAUCUUUAGCCGGCCUCUCGCUAUGUAGUGCGAUCUUACAUAUUGGUGCCCCUCCUGGAAUCCACCCAAGUGGAUAAGAUAUACUGUAGUGUGAAAUUGAAGAUGACAAGAAAUCUAAAACAAAAUUUGCAUGCAUAGGGGGGUCAUAUUGCAGAUGGUUUUCAAGUGUGGCGAUCAAGGUAUUUGGCAUAUUGCAUUAAAAAUUUGCUAAUAGAAUUGUUGUGUGAAUCAACAGCAAUACGAAAGAUAAAAUCCUCUGCUUUCAUAUUUCAAGAUUACUAGUAUAACAAGCCAUGAAAGUGUCAUGGAUACUGCCUUUUUGGGUGGCAGCGUUUCUGGCAUUGAUUUCUCUUGAAGCUUGCAGUUUUGCAGCCAAUUUGGAUGCUGCUGGGUCAUUUCGAGAAUAUUGGAGCGAUGCCUCAUCUGAAGAAAUCGCUCAAUUGGAUUGCCAUGAUACCAAGACAGCACCACCCACAUGGCGAAACGUUUUAGGCAUGGCUUCCCAGUGGCAAAAACAGAAGGCUAAUGAUACAAAUAUAGGACCCAGGUGGCCCCCUCUUAGGUUUGGAUUAAGAACUGUAUCAGCGACCGUCUUGACAGUUGCUGCAGCGAGUGUUGCCAGUGCUGGGGGAAUUGGUGGUGGUGGGCUAUUUAUCCCAAUUCUGAAUUUGGUAUUGCAGUUUGACAGCAGAACCUCGGCAGCACUGUCAGCUUUCAUGGUCUUGGGGGGUUCCAUUGCUAGUGUGAUAUACUAUAUCCCUAGAGGCCAUCCUGACUUCAAUCAUGAGCCUCUGAUAGACUAUGAAAUUGCCCUGCUCCUCCAGCCUAAUAUGCUGCUGGGCAUAAGCCUGGGAGUCAUCGGUAACGUGAUGUUUCCUGAAUGGCUUAUUACUUCCCUGCUUGCUUCAUUUCUUUCAGUUAUUACCUUCUCUAGUUGCAAGAGUGCACUCAGGCAGUGGCAAACAGAGACAUUUCAUUACCAAAGAAAAUCUGAACUUGACACAGAGAAAAACUAUACAUUGUCUAUGGCUCAUGAAGGUGAGAUACUCCAAGAAAAUGCCCUGGAGAGUUCAUCAAGAAAUCUCAUCUUAGAUUAUCACAAUGGAACCCCAAAAGAAAUAUGCAAUGGAAUCGAUAAACGAAGAAGUGAUGAAACACAGUCAGAGGACAUUAUAAUGCAACUGCCUUCCAGUAUCGUGUCUGAAGAAGGUAGAAAGAGUCUGCAGGUACCACUUUUAAAUGGAAAGCGGAUGCAAUCUUCAGCUGUUCCCGUGAAGGAAUGGACUUUACUGGUGCUUGUGUGGGUUUCAUUUUAUUUGGUGAACAUACUCAGAGGAGGCCAAUAUAAGAAGGCAUGUGAACAUGAUGGUGCAGUCUAUUUUUGGAAUAUCUUUCACAUACAACCAUGUGGACUUGGAUACUGGCUUAUAUCGGGACUUCAAAUUCCUCUUGCUCUUGCAGUGACAUUUUGCAUGGCAUCUCGAUCUGGAAAUUCAGGAAUUCAUUUCAAUGAAAAGGUACCAUCAAAAACUACUACUAGAGGUUGUGAAACAGUUUUGUUUUCAACAAUGGCAUUGGUAGCAGGAAUGCUUGGAGGUAUGCUUGGUGUAGGGGGAGGAAUGAUUAUAAACCCUUUUCUUCUCCAAAUUGGACUGUCACCUCAGGUAACAGCUGCAACAUGUGCAUUCAUGGUGUUUUUCUCUGCUUCCAUGUCUGUAGCACAGUUUUUGUUGUUAGGAUUGGUACCUUUGGAGCAUGCAGUUUUUUUCUCAAUUGCAAGCUUUAUUUCUUCAGCGUUAGGUCUUGUCAUCAUCCAACGAGCAAUCACGAAACAUGGGAGAGUUUCCCUAAUCAUUUUCUCUGUUAGCACUGUAAUGGCCAUAAGUGCCAUCCUUAUGACCACCUUUGGAGCAAUUGACGUAUGGAGACAAUAUCAACACGGAGAUUAUAUGGGUUUCAGAGCACCAUGCUGAAGCUUCUGUAAAUUUUGGAUUAGUUGAGCUCUUUACCUUACAGUUUAAAGUAUUUGACGUAAUUCCAAUAUAAGAACACCUUAGUAGCAAAGUUUAUUAAUAAGUUCAAGACUAAAUGAGAACUGAAACUGAUUCAAGCUACUGGAUGCCAUAUUUAGUUCAUCAUUUAUAUGGUGGGGUACCCCUCGAAACCAGAUUAGGGCUGGGAACAUUUCAGCUGUAUAAAUUGGGGAGCAAUUUUAUGGUAUUCACUUGAAUUUGACUGAAAAAAUGUAUAUAUGACAGUUAACUGUCCAAGAUGGAACAUGGUAUGUAAUAGCAGAAACAUAUGCUGAAGAAAAUCAUAUCGUAAUGAGAACUACUAUUGUGGGAGAAUUAAGGGUUCCCAUUAGCCAUUAGACUAUUGCAGUAGUACCGAGAUAAAGGGUACCAUGGAAAUACCUGUUUUCUACCAGACACUUUCGAUACCGACUAAUCAGGGCGGGGUUUUGCAGGGCAAGACACCGCCUAGCUUCCCUAAACCAGGGAUUCCCUUUUGUAUGAUAGCCCACUAGAUUUUGGUUAAUUCA
Cryptomeria japonica (Japanese cedar) is the source of this 2568-nucleotide messenger RNA. RefSeq names its product sulfite exporter TauE/SafE family protein 5. NCBI's taxonomy places the organism in Eukaryota, Viridiplantae, Streptophyta, Pinopsida, Cupressales, Cupressaceae. The coding region runs from base 320 to 1999 and encodes 559 amino acids. The transcript has 4 exons. Gene Ontology annotation, cellular component: membrane; Cul4A-RING E3 ubiquitin ligase complex. Gene Ontology annotation, biological process: protein ubiquitination. The record is from RefSeq and is a predicted model, not a curated record.